Molecule: messenger RNA, 3657 nt
Organism: Patiria miniata (bat star)
Lineage: Eukaryota; Metazoa; Echinodermata; Asteroidea; Valvatida; Asterinidae
Product: zinc finger protein 335-like
Exons: 4
Coding region: 266-2608 (780 amino acids)
Biological process (GO): regulation of DNA-templated transcription
Molecular function (GO): RNA polymerase II cis-regulatory region sequence-specific DNA binding; DNA-binding transcription factor activity, RNA polymerase II-specific
Source: RefSeq, a predicted model, not a curated record
CAGUCAACGCAGCCAUGUUGAAUUUUGUGUGGAAACUGCAUGCAUGCGCUGCACGGAAGACCCCUUAUGCUGCUCAAAAUUCCGCAUGAAAACAACACCAUCUCGCGGCAAAUUUGGAACGUACAUAUGUACAGACCAUAGCAAAUUCCAUAGAAGUUCUUCAUGAAGUUUUGAGACACAAGUUCUGUCGUAAUUUCCCCCAGAAAGUGUAUUAAUUUGUCAUGAGGAAGUCUUCACAGUGUCACUGUCAGUGAGCUGAAUCAGCAUGGCAAGCAGACAGAAGAAAACGAACACGAUUGUGGUAACGAGCGCCGGACCGGUAGAAAGCACAGAUGUACCGCAGCACAAGACGGCCGGCAGUUCACCAGCGAAGAGUAGUGUCAUGAUCAGCAUUAUACCGCCGGCGGAUCCGAGGGGUCAUGCGGUACCGGUCUUACCGGCUGCACCGGCGGCUGCCGGUCACUUACCGGCCGCACCGGCGGUCGGUAAUGCUUCGGGUAGCGUGUCCACAGUGGCCAUGCCCACGCUCUUGCCCACUGCUAGGGCGCCUAUGAAACAGGUCACCCUUCUGAAGACACAACAGCCCUCCUCCCAGCAGAUGAGGACAUUUGACAUGUUUAGUGAACACAUAGACGUGUUUCUGGUGGAGGUCUACCGCUGUAAACUCUGCAAGUUCCACAAUGCGUUGAAGGCUGUAAUGGCCAAACACAUGACCGAGAAACAUUUCCCUGAACCUGGCAUUUCAAUGGCGACAACGGAAGAGAUUGUCAUCAGCUCAUCGGCAACUGUUGUUCCAGUGUCAUCUUCAAGUGAAAAUCAACACACAGCUCUUCCUUCACAAAUUACUGCACAAGUGCCAUCUUUAAAUCCAAUGAGUAGUACUCCUCACGUAUCCGGUGAGGCAGGCAGCAAUGCACCGGUACAAGUGCAGAUAACCAGCCAAGCAAAGGCAGCGUCAAUCGAGGGGAAUGCGUUGGAACUUUUGAUGGGAAUCGGGCAUGAGAAUGACCCAGAAGUGUUGAAGUCUAAACAAAUAACGACGACAAGCCAGGUACCCGCAGGUAGUGUCACAGGGACAGGACCCAUCCCUGAAGUCACAAACAGCGAGUUUUGUGAGUUAAAACAGAAAACAGGACUGACUACAACUAUGGAAAUGAGUGGAUCCGAAGCAGGAGGACUUGUGACCCUGGUGACUGUCAAUGAAGAGGAGCUGGCUAAAACCUUGAGGGUUGAUGACAAGAAAGACAGUGAGGGGGAGAGCGAUGAUAAUGAUUUGGAUGGGGAUGAUGAUGAUGAUGACGAUAUUGGGGACGCUGGGGCUGAAGAUGAAGACACGAGUGAUGACAACACAAAGCAGAGCAACCAGGAGGAUUUGAGCGGCAAGGACACCCUCUUAAAACCUAUCCCAGUCCAGAUAGGGCUUGGCUCUCCCGCUCCAAACAUCGACAUACAGGAGAUCGCCAACACGGCCUCCAAGUCCAACCCCAAGGCCACUACGAUCACAGUCCUUCACCAUGGCCAGGGCAACGGGCCACCUACGGCCAUCCAAUUCAAAAAGAGCAAGAAGAGCAAAGCUGUCAUCCCCACAGGCGAGUCUCUGGGCAUCGCGUCCCCCUUCACCAGCCGUGCUUACAAGGGUAAAAAAUUAUUCCUUUGCAACUCCUGCCAUGCUCGCUACAAGUCGCGAGCCGAGCUGGAACGCCACGUCCAGAAAAAGCAUCAGCAGGUCAAGAAGUUCCUCUGUGAGAUCUGCGGUCUGGCGCUGGCCACUCGAGCCAGCGUCAAGUACCACGUAUCCAAGAGACACCAGCUGUCCCGACUGAUAUACAACUGCAGCGUUUGCGACUACUGCACGCACUUCGCUGCCCGUAUGGCCAUCCACAAGGCCACCCACCAGUCGGAAUUCUUCUGCAAUCUCUGCAAGAAGUCCUACGUCAGCGCUGAGCGUCUGUCGCGUCACUAUUCGUCCCCGCUUCACAAGAAUGCCCUCAACCCCCUCGUGUGCGAACACUGCGGAUACAGCACCAAGAAGAGGGACAACUUUCUUGUGCACAUGAGGAAGCACACUGGGGAAAAGCCUUACAAAUGUAAACUCUGCAACUAUGCAAGUGCUGAUGGAAGUACACUGAAGAAACACGUCAUGGCCAAGCACUCCACCAUCCGUCCCUUCAAGUGCCAAGUCUGCAACUUCUCCUGCGUGGACAAGAAAGGCCUGGACAUCCACUCCCGCAAGCACACCGGCGAGCGCCCCUUCAAGUGCCAGUACUGCCCGUAUGCUGCCAAGCGACGCUGUGCUCUCAACGUGCACGUGCAGACGCACAGUAAGGAAAGCACUGCCGAGAAGCAACCCAAGGUUGUGUCCAGACCACAGGCAGCGCCAACAAGAUUUGAAACAGUUGGUACACUCGCUCAAGCCAGCCAACAAACCCUACAUCAGACCCCACAGCAGACCCCACAGCAAGAGCAGCAGUAUACCACCAUGGCCGACUACCAGCCCACAACCCUGGCCACACCGGUGGUGCAGGUUGUUCCCCAGACUGUGGGGGGCCAGUCACUUGUGUCUGGCUGUGAAGCUAAGCCCGUCCAGGCAGUGUGGCAUAACGUGUGAGCAGGUCAACUUGGAAUCAACCAUGUCUACCCACUUCCACUGAGGCUGCUGGUGUAGCGCACUUCAACCUGCCUUCACAAAGCAGCCAGAAAGAUUGUGCAACUAGACGACUUGAACAAUUUAGUGGACAGCAGGGUAUGUGCGUGCAGUGUAAAAUCAUGAGACUGCUCGUUACGCUCUGCCCACUAGCUGUGCACGAUGGCAUCAACACAUGCACACCUCCAAUGUCACAUUGCAUGUUCCAGAUGUGUGUGUCAAACGCAGUUGCACACAAAUCGUCGCAGAGCUGACAUACCGACGAAGAAGCGCAAACCCUGUUUCAAGUAAUUCGCGUUUGAAUUUGGGCAUAGAUAAAAUAGACUUAAAAGUCACCUUUUACGUGACAUUUUUGGCAACCACAAUAGCACAUCAUUCAUUGGUACUUUGAACGCAUGCCUUACAUUAGCUGGUUACCAGCAAAAUUACAUCUUCGUCACUAUGUCACAUUAUGGAUUUGAUAUUAGGACUGAUUUACCACAGGUGGGGGCUCCGAAUCUCAAAAUCAAGACAAGAAAUUUUAAGAGUUUGGUAUAAAUACUUGAAAGAGCAACCUUUAAUGUCUGUGGUUAUGGUUAAACCGGCUGGUGAGUCAAAGAUUCCUCCAAAGCACUUCUGCUGGAGUGCACUGGCAUGCACAACUGACUUGCAAUAAACUACACGUACACCAAAUGUACAAGGGUACAUGUAAAUGGAGUACACAUCAUUUCGUCGCAGAGCAGCUGCAGCUGACAAACCGUCGAAUCGCCAAUUUUGGCGAUAUCGAUAUUUGUGUCAUUUUUUUGGUUUUUAUAAAAACACACAAAUGUAAUGCCGAAGAUUUGUCUUGGAAAAGACAUGGUAUUUUAUUGAGGAUGUCUGUGGGAAGCCUGUUAGCUAUUAAUCACAACUGCCGAUUGGUCAGGACAUCACAGGGCGGGGCUAAAAUGAAUCAGUCUGUCAGUAGUCUGUCAUGUGACAGUGACUAUACAUACAGCAUCUCGCUAUCUCAAAUGUAAAUUUUGUUCAAAAAA